AAGUCUUAGUUCAUCAUGGAUUUAACUUCUCUUUUAAUUCCCCCUUUAUACGAUCACCUUUUUCCUCCAAUCUCUGAUGAAGAUUUCAAAUUAUAUCACACCGUUGAUCGCAGACUUUACGCGAAAUUGAUCAAUCUUCUAGGCCGCGAUCCUUCUGAAUCUAUGAAUGUCAUGGCAUUUCUCCAAUGGCUUGAAGUGGUUGGAAGGAACUUGCGCCUUGUGACGAAGCUUUAUGAUAUUCCUUACCAAUUGCUUAAUGAGGUCGCGGAGGAGGUUGUAGCUUGCCUAAAAUGCACGAAGAUUGAAAACUUCAAUGAAAAUGGUUUUCGCGAGAUAUACUUGAUUCCAAACGUGUUGAACAGGAAAUUCACUCUCAAAUUCAUUCAUGAGAACCGGGCAAGUGUCAUUCGUGGUGUUACGGAUUUCCUUGAGAGGGUUUGCCUUAGGGCUUUCGACGAUAUAGAGCAACAACCAAAUUUUCUUACUAGGGGAAGUUUGGUCCCAACACCAAAUGUUUUAGGGUCUAUGAACAAAGAUUAUGAAAUAGGGAGUAGUAGUGGCAAUUAUAGAAUGGUCAACAACCCAAGUAAUCAUGUCCAAAGUGGUGGUGGUAUUUUUCUAGAGUCUAUGAUACCUAGUGAGAACAAAAUCGAAGAAAUAGGAGGCCUUACUAGUAGUAGAGUAAUGUCAAUUAUCAGCCUUAGCCAUUUCCUUGGUGGUGCAAGUGGUACAUCAAACAUAGAAGAAAUGGGAGGCCUUAAUAGUAGUAGAAUGAUGCCAAUUAUCAACCCUAACCAUUUUCUUGUUGGUGCAAGUGGUACAUCAAACAUAGAAGAAAUGGGAAGCCUUAAUGGUAAUACAAUGAUGUCAAUUAUCGACCCUAACCAUUUCCUUGGUGGUGCAAUUGGUACAUCUAAUAUAGAAGAAAUGGGAAGCCUUAAUGGUAGUAGAAUGAUGUCAAUUAUCAACCCUAACCAUUUCCUUGGUGGUCCAAGCGGUACAUCCAACAUAGAAGAAAUGGGAGGCCGUAACAGUAGUAGAAUGAUGCCAAUUAUCAACCCUAACCAUUUCCUUGGUGGUGCAAGUUCUAUAUCGAACAUCGAAGAGAUAGGAAGCCUUAAUAAUAGUAGAAUGAUGUCAAUUAUCAACCCUGCUAGCCAUGUUUUUGGUGCUGCAAGUGGUGGUACAUCAAACAUAGAAGAAAUAGCUAGGAGGGCUAAUGGAAUGGUGCCAAUGAACCCUACCCAUAAUGUACCAGGUGCCGCAGGUGGUGGGAUUCCUUUAGGUUUGCCUAAUUAUUUUGUUCCAAAUCAAAUGGUACAAUAUAUGCCAACACCUUUUCUUGGAGGAUCAGCCAUGAAUUUGUUGCCACCAACACCUUAUGGAAUUUAUUCUCAUGCUUCUGCAAGUGGAAGUGGAGUUUUUCAUCCUCAAAUGCUACCAGCUGGUCCUCGUAAUUAUCAUCACGACUUUGGUGAUAUUGCACAGGCACACCCGGCUAUGCAUACAGAUCUUGCUGAUUUGUUGAAUAUGAACAACUUGAACAUUCAUGCUGUUGAAGAAGAGAAAGAAGUCUCUCCUGAUGAUAGGACCGUGUUCUUGACUUUCUCCAAGGGCUAUCCAAUUACUGAAGCUGAAGUCAAGGAAUUCUUCACUAGGAAAUUUGGGGAUGAUGUUUUAGCGGUUUACAUGCAAGAGGUUACGGACCCUGAGGAACAAGCACUGUAUGCGCGGCUUGUCUGUCGCUCUCAUGCUGCACUUGAGGAAAUUGUAGAUGGUGGAAGAGCCAAAUACAACAUCAAUGGAAAGCAUGUUUGGGCAAGAAAAUAUGUGAAGAAGACAAAUCCUAAGCUCCACUUUGUUGGACAAACCAGUUCUCCAGUUACAUCCACUUCAGAUUAAUGGGCCAGUCUGGAAAAUUUGGUAUUAGUGAGGGAUGGUGAGGGUUUUAAAAUGGCAAGUUGUUGUUGUUAUAUAACUAGUUUCAUAAAUUUCAGUUUGAUUAUAACUGCUUAAACUUGAUGAUACUUUGCCGCGUAUUCUGGAGUUUGAAUAAAUAUGCAU
Molecule: messenger RNA, 2064 nt
Organism: Lycium ferocissimum
Lineage: Eukaryota; Viridiplantae; Streptophyta; Magnoliopsida; Solanales; Solanaceae
Exons: 2
Coding region: 16-1902 (628 amino acids)
Source: RefSeq, a predicted model, not a curated record